AUGGCGCCAGUCCGCGCUUUCUCGCCGUCGCGCGCACUCUCGCAGGAUACUUCUCGGCUGAUCGUGAAGAACACGUUCCUCGACGUGCCAGAGGACGCCGCCCGUCCCCCGCGGCGCAGCGCAUCUGUUCCUGCGCGGGGCGGCAGGGAUGCCGACGACCCGAUGGCGGGCGGGCUUGCGCCCGGCCAGGCCUCGCCGCGCCCCGAGGAACGCACCCCCAGCGGUCGUGCUUAUCCGAUCUCCAGGGCCUCCUACUCGAGGCUGGUGAAAGAGUUGACGCACAUCAACUCCAUGCUCACUCCUGCGCGGGGCUACGCGCAGAUGCCAGUUGGCAAUUCUUCCUUCAAAACAAAAAGCGUCAACUCGCAGGUGCCGCCCCGCGCCGCGGUGGCCUGGCACGUGCUGGUUCAUUCCACGGGGUCUGGCAGCGUCGCACCCAGAGCCCCCGCGGCGCAGGGGGGGGCGCCGCGCCGAUCGCCAAUCGGCCGUCAGAGGCGCACUGUGUCGAGGCACCAGGUAUACGACAAUCCUACUGACAUCGAGAACCUCGACUCGGUCGUCAAAGACUUCGCGAGGCCAGGCUUCUGCGAGCCCGCGCGCGCGCCCCCCUGGCGCCGCUCCGCUGUUCGCAGGUCCAAGACAGACCGCGGCUCGCACUCCGCGAGCGAGCGGCAGGCCGCCGUGCACGCGGCGGAGUCUACCCAGGAGCCGCCUCGCGAGCUCGAGGAGGAGGACUUCUGGUCAGUAACUGGAGGACCAUUGGAAAAUCACAGAAUCCCCGUCGAGGAGCGCCCUCUUCCAGUGGUCCAUCUGAUGCCUGAGGAGCAGGCGUCUGGCUACGUGGUGGAGAUCGCCGCGUCCGCGGGCGAUACCCGCCCAGAUCUUAGCCAGUUGCUCGGUCUGUCGGUUCCGUUCCCGAUCGCGAUCUGUUCUGAUGUCGGGUACUUGCCGCUGAACUCGCAGAUGGUGCCGUUGUCUCCGGUCUUCAUGCCUGCCUCGGACUUCGCGGCGCUCCAGGCGGCCGAGAGCGGCGUGCAGGUGUCGCGGAACGGCCCUGUGACGUUCCAGGACUGCAACGACUUGCUGCGCCCGUUCGGCGCGCACCUCGUCCCUGUCCGCGAGGCGAUGCUGGACGGGAACUACAUCAUGUCGUUCCACCAGCAGACCACGCACGUUCGCGUCCGCGACGACUGCGCCGAGUGGAACUGCGGCUGCGUCCAGGUGAAGCUGAGGCGAGAUGUUGGGCUGCAGAUUCUUUCGCACUCCUCAGUUGAGUCGAACUUCAUAGCCUACGCGUACUUACUUCCGUCGCACAUCUCUGAGGGCACAUCAAGCUUCUUUCAGUAUCUUGGUGACGGCGAUGAUUCUUGCGGUGACCGCGACGAACCUCGUGCUUCCGUUCCUGCCUGCCCAGCGAACGCGGAUGUUUCCGAAUUUCAUCUUGCAGUCUUGUACAUGAGGCAUCUCGCCACGCUCACGUUCAACAUGUGUUUGGAGGAUGCAGCUUUCGUAUUCAACUCGACCGCCUAUGCUGCCAGAGCUUCAGAGGAUCGCAUGUUUCGAGAGACGUGCUGCGCGGAGACGCUGCAGGCAGCCGGCUACGAUGUUCAGAUUGACAAGGACGGUCCCAUGACUUUCAGGGAUGCACACAACUUGCUUUCUCCUUUUGGAGCACGCAUUCUGCCUGUCCAAGAAGCAACGCUGAACGGGGACUACAUUAUGCAUUUCCAAUACCAUUUCUCCCACGUCCAGGUGAUGAGCACGUGUGCCGAAUGGGACAGCGGUUGCGCGCAGGUGUACCUCACUCGGGAUCAGGCUCUGAAGAUGCUAUCGCAUUCAUCUGUGUUGGCUGGCUUUAUUCUCCCGAGCCUGCUAUCGUUCCCAGCGUUGCCCGACAUCUCGGAGAACGACGAUGGAAGCUUGGAUUCCCCGCUCGGAGGCGGCUACAGCUCGGGCAAGGGCGCGGGCGAGGCCUCCGCCUCGAGAGGGAGCAAGGGCGAUGCCAAUGUCAAAGAGGAGCUUCCCACCCAGGACGGGGUCGGCGAGGCUGGCCAGGGACUGGAGCCCGUUGUGGAGGGCCCGCAGCUUCUGUCUCGAGCGCAAGGGCAAUUGCUGGACGUUGCUUCGCUUCUUCCUACCGAUGCCACUUGGGUGGCGAACGCAAGCGACGACCUGCCGGCCACGGUGGCCAAGCGUGUUGCUCGUGAAGAUCUGCUGGCUGCACUUGCCAUCAUCAAAGAGUUGGUGGACGGUGCCAUUACGUCUGGCAAGAUAACCCUCACCGACAAACUCUUUUUCGUUUUAUUGAGAUACGGUGAGGUGCAUCGCAGCCACGAUGGUGAAUUGUAUUUCUAUGACCACUCCAUCACGCCGAAAGGCUGGUGGGAGAACAGGAAAUAUUCGAUUGUCGACAUGCGGCCGGGUUUGAACAUGGCAAAGGGCAUGUUGUAUUUGAUAUGCCAAGACGUGCCAGAGGAGCUCGUCUGGUGCUGGGACCACGUGGGCCAUGCGCUUCGACAAGCCAUGUCGACGGCCUUCCACCACGGUACCUCUUUAGUAGAAUUCCCAGGCGAAUGCCGACAGCAGGCGAAGCUAAGCUGGGAUCGGAAUUUGAAGGUGACCAAAGGGAAAAAGUACAUGGCCCAUAGCUUAGCGAAGCUCGCCGAGAUCUUGUCGAACCUUCCAGUCUAUUACGAACAGGAUUCAGCCAGAGGGGCGAAGUCGGACAUCCGGAAGGCGUUCACUGCCAAGCUGAACACAGAUAAGCCCCCGUCACAGGGAUUCGUUUUCGACGACGGCUACAGGGAUGCGAGCAUGGCCCAGGCUGAACCUGAUCCGCAGAAUAACUGCUACUUCCGCGUGCCCUUCAAGUAUGAGGAGGUCAACGUGGCGCUCGCUGAUUGCCCCGUGGUCCGAGGGCGCCAGCAUUCAUUAUCCGACGUGCGGGCGGUGGUUCGUGAUUACAUAGAUUCCUUUUUCUUUAAGAACGACGGGUACUUCGCCACCUCAUGCGCUGCGACGUACUGCGCCUUCUUCGGCAUCCACGUCCCCGUCAUGAUGGUGGCGAUAGGUGGCGAUGGCAAGGGCGCUUUCGACAUCCUGGAGUCGUCGCUCUUCGGCAAGCAAAACUCGGCGACGCUCGACCCGUCCAUAUUUGUUGACGACAACGAGUGGCGGAAGAGCGCUCACUUCGGCCUACACAAGAAGCGGGUUUGCAUCAAGGAGUCCAAAACAGGAUCGUCUCACAUGCGGAUUAACGUGGACGUGCUCAAACGCUUCAUUGCAGGCGAGGAGCUGAUUGUGAGGGCCAACUUUGGAUUCUCCAGCGAAGUCCGCUUCAACAGAAUGAAGAAGCAGCAGAGCUGCAACUACGACGACGUGGCCCCCAUCAUGUCAGUUCCCCGAAGCCUUGCAGCGCUGGACCUGGAAGGGCACGGAGAGGAGGCAGCACCAAGGAAGUCCCCCACGGAGUCUGUGGAUCGUCGUUUUUUGACGUCGGCUGUGGGCCUUGCGACACUGGUCACUGAUGUCAAGGACGUGGACCAUGAAAAUGGCCGCUUUCUGAAAAUCGCAUCGGAUGUUUUAGAGACUAUAUUGGCAUGCCCCGCUGCAGCCCAUGUUUAUUUGAGAGAAAUUCUACAACCAACUUGGGAUGAACUCGGGGACUCGUCAGCCAUUGUGGGAACGCUCGAACCAGAAAAUCUCGAUGACCACAUGAAGGUGUCGACGCGUUGGUACAUCCGCCGCCUGACCAACCAGCAGUGCGAGCCCAGGCCCAAGUGCGUCAUGGACUCCUCAUCGGGGGCCGGCAACGGGCGAUCCGGCGGCAGCGACACCGACUGGGACACGCUUGCUGGCUGCCUGAAAAAGUUGUGGCAGGAAGAAGGCAAGAAGACGCCCGCAGAGGCGCGCAAGUUAUCGAAAGGCAGGGGUAGACAAGUGGGGGACUGGAAAGUUGCGAAAGAGUUAUGCAGUGGACUCGACGUCCCAAGAGCUUCCGCGUAUGCGAAAUUUGUGUCGCUGGCGAAAAGUUGCGGGCCGUUGGCCGAUUACUUGGUCCAGGAAGACACCGACGUGAACUUUUUCGGCAAGCAGCAGCGCUACGCGCUACUAUUCCCAGUCAUGGCUGGCGUGAUGCUGCAGCUUUCCAGAGAUUUCAAGAUUCCUGCGCCGGCGGCGCCCCCCAGCGAAAGAUGGCUCAUGGGGGCUCGCCCUGGGGACGCAGACCAUUUCUUGUCUGACGACGAACAGAUGCUUCGCCAGAUCGGCAGCUCCGUGGUCUGCUCGGUUGCAGACGUCGUGGACAUCGCCGCCUUGAUUGGCCACGUCGAGUCUGGAGCCGACAGGCGACAGGUCCAGGUUCAGGGCUAUGCUCGCUUAUUGGACAAUCGGGGAACAGCCUCCACGGAGGCCGCUGCAGACGGCGAGCAGCGGCCACUGAAGAGUCUCCUUCGAAAGUACGUGAAGCAAGGUUAUGGGCGACUUCAUACAGUGGGCCCUUCUCUGCAGAAGAUAACCAGGGAAGCUCGGUGCGCCGCUCUGGCUGGGAUUCCAGGAGGCGUUUUAGAACUUGACAUAAAGGUUGCGUUCUUCAGCUUGUUGGUUGUGGCCUUAAAGCGGCACGGGCAGAUCUGCGUCGAGGCAGAGUUCCCACUGCUGUGCGACAUCGCCAGCAACUGGGGCGGGUGGAAGAGUUUUGUCUCUGGGUACUUCGACGUCGGGGUGGACGUCGCCAAGAAGCUUCUCAUCUCGGCGACCAGUCCCUACGGGCGGCAAUCGCCAGAUCCAGCGCAGCGGCCUGACUGGCUUCCGCAUUUGGAUUGCGUGCAAACAGAAGUAUCGAAUGCCUGUCGAUUUCUUCUCGAGCACGACGCUCUUUAUCAGGAAGUUGCGAAAGCAAGGCCUGGAUGCAGCUCGCUCCACAUCUUUCUGGGCGAGCUGGAGUGCCGGGUGAUGAUGAGCAUGAAACAUAUUUUAGAGGAAGCAGGGGCCGUGCCAAUUUCUCUGGUCUACGACGGCAUCUACUUCAGGCCAAUGGGGCUUGACGUGCACGACGAGGGCUUCAUCGGACUUGUGACUGCAGUCGAAGCCGGGCACGGCGUAUCCUUGCAUCUGAAAGACCUAAGCGGCGCGGCGCAGCUGAGCGACGUGAUCUGCGCCGACGCCGCCCACUUCUUCCUGUUGCACAUUGGGGCGCCAGGAACUCGCGGCCACGCUGUUGGUCUUCGCGCCCACGGGGACUCGCAGCAGAUGCUGGUGUUCGACUCGCACCAGGACUUCGUGAUGCAGAUUGGCGAUGAGGCCUUGUGCGACCUGGCAUACAGGAACACGAAGUACGUGCGCCACGGCAAGCCGACGACGAAGAGCAGGGGCGACCGCGACAAGUGGAGCAUCGACCUUGAAUCCAUCUUGGAGAUGCCUGACGAUAAGCUCUACCGCCGGUGCAUCCGCGAUAACAUCCUGGACAACAAGGCGAUCGAAAGGAUUUCGAUUGCCGUGAAGAAGCAGCGCGAGAAGUUUGUCAAGAAGCGAGAGAAGACGAUCGUUUUCGGGGUUGGCAACGACCGCGACUGGAGGGACGCUGAAGCAGAUGAAGCAGUCUUUGGAAGGGCAGCCAAGGCGGACGACCCCGAGAGCGUGGAAUGGGAGCAAUGGGCGGGCAUCGUGGAGCGAGGCCGGCCCGAGUCGCUGGUGCUGGCGAAGACUACCGCGGCUCCCACGGUGAAGAGGGCUCCUGGGCCAGGCGCAAUCAGGAAGGUCGAUUGGGCGCCUCUGUCAAACCGCUACUUGAAAGGUAGGCGCAUUAUUUUGCAUACGGACCGCGCUAAGAGCUACGCCAUGCGAGUUGAGGGAGUGUUGCGCGAUUCAGUGCGGCACUGCAAAAAGAGAGUGAAAAAGAAUGGCAAGUGGGUGUGGAUGAAGCCGUGCUACGCGCGCUUGGCAACUCAUAAGCUUCCAUGUGGUAGGAAGUUGCGCACCAAGGCCGGCUCCCAGACGGCCGCCACUCCAAUUCGCAGCGCCCAGUGGCUUUACUGGCACAGGGGCAAAGACCUUUGGGCCGAGAUGGGAUCCACGUUCUGUGCCAACUUUUGGCGGAGGUAA
Messenger RNA from Prorocentrum cordatum, 6102 nucleotides. Lineage: Eukaryota; Dinophyceae; Prorocentrales; Prorocentraceae. The record is from the annotation of a GenBank genome assembly.